AUGGAAGGUGCGGUGUCAGCGCUGGACAAGACGGCCACCGAGCUGUCGGUGAUGGAUGUCUAUGAUAUCGCGGCGGUGGUCGGCCAGGAAUUCGAGCGCAUCAUCGACGUAUUCGGCUGCGAGGCGAUCGCCAAGCUGAUGCCCAAAGUGGUGCGGGUCCUGGAGAUGCUGGAGGUGCUGGUGAGCCGCAACCAGAUGAAUCCGGAGAUGGACGAGCUCCGCCUGGAGCUGGACCGGCUGCGGGUGGAGAGAAUGGACCGCAUCGAGAAGGAAAGGAAACACCAGCAGGAGCUCGUGCUUGUCGAGGAUGUGUGGAGAGGGGAAGCUCAGGAUUUACUCACUCAGAUCGCUAAACUUCAGGAGGAAAACAAACAGCUGACGAUGAAUCUUUCCCACAAAGAUGUGAACCUGACUGAGGAAGAAAUCCUGAAACAGGAAGCUGGGAUGUCAGAAAGGGAAUGGCAAGUGAUGAAGAAGCUGAAGGAGGUGGUUGAUAAACAGCGGGACGAGCUCAGAGCUAAAGACCGAGAGCUAACUCUGAAAAACGAAGAUGUGGAGGCAUUACAGCUGCAGCAGAACAGGCUGAUGAAGAUAAACCACGAGCUGCGACACAAGGUGACAGUGAUCGAUGCCCAGGGGAAAGGGCUGAUCGAGCAGAAAGUGGAGCUGGAAACCACUUUGCAGACCAAAGAACAGGAAAUGGGAAACAUGAGGAUGGAGAUCGGGAAGCUGAGGGAGAAAUUCCAGGGACAGCCCACAGAAAAUGGAAACGAGCAGCUGAAGACAGAACCCAUGAGUGAAGAAGACUUUCAAUCGGAUAAGACGCUUCUAGAUUUAAAUGAUCCCAAUCGGCCUCGCUUCACGUUACAAGAGCUGAGGGAUGUCCUCCAUGAGAGGAAUGAGCUGAAGGCAAAGGUCUUCCUCCUCCAGGAAGAAAUGGCUUAUUACAAAAGCGAGGAAUCGGAGGAAGAAAAUGGGCCUUCAAACCCUCCCCCCACCCCACACUUGCAGCCAAAAACGGCAACCCAGCCAGAAUCCGGCAUCAGGCGAUUGUUUAAUUUAUUUUCACGGGACAAACGAGCGGAAAUGCGUCAUCGAUGGCAGGGAUCUGGUGGAGUUUGGGGAAUUUCAGAGCAGGAAGGGAUCGUCACAGAGCAAGGUCAAGAAGCACUACAACAUCUAUAACUGCAGCCCCUGGACAGGUCCUCUGGUUUAGGAAUCCGGAAAGUCGCUUUUUGCAACUGAAUAAUGAGAAUCAUUGGAAAGUGACUUUUCUCAAAUCUUUAACAUUGAAAAAUCCGAGUGCAGGUUAACAGUUAAUGGGCUGCGAGAACUGGAUUGCCUACAGUGGUGAACUGUUGUAUUCUAAUCACUAACCUUAUUUUUGGAAAGGUAAAUUAAUGUGAUGACCUCACAGCAUCAUGAUAGUAAUAGUAUUGGCUUCUCUUGUGUAUGCAGAACCUGCAAUGUUAUACACCAAACCCAGAAGGUAUUUAUCUGUGGAUUAUACAGCCUGCUGUGUUCCAAUAACCGUCACAUAAAAGGCAAUUCCAACGUGUGCUUUCUGAAGAAUCAGACACAACCUAUUUCCCAAGUAUAUACGGUCUCAAAUUACAAGCUGACGGUUAGAGCAUUCCUCUCUGUAGGAGGAAUAUGAGGAACAUGUUUCUGAAUUUCAGGUCAAAAGGAACAGGUUUUUAAUUUGAAGCUUUGUCCAUUUCUGUUAACCGUUUCUGUGUUGUGUAUCACUGAACACAACACGAUAAGUCUACAGUGACCUGUGCACAGAUAAUUUAACAUUGUAUUUAACAGUUUUUUUAAAAGGGAUGUUAAUUUCAGUAUUAUACUGUACAUUAGUUUGCAGGUCACCUAAACUGUACAGAUCUUUGACUGAGGAAAGCAAAAUGGAAUAUGCCAAAGUUUGUUACAGCUGCUUAGAUAAAUUCAUGUUUUGAGUAUUUGCAAAACUAACAACAUGUCCCACAUCAACUAAAGGCAAAAUUAAUUUUUGUAAACUUCUUUGGUCAUUACAAUCAGAUACAGCCCCAGCAAAAUAUACUGAAUAUGGCCAAGCAACAUGUUAUUUAUGAUUCAAAAAAUCAUAAUGUUCCACUAAAGUCACAAUUUGCCCCCAAAAUUGAAUGUUGAAUAAAUUCAAUGCAGUACUUUGUGCUGUAAUUACAUCUUCCUACCUACAUAGAUGCUAUAGCACCACCACUGGUGGGUGGGUGUCAUUACAGCAUGACAUGUUUACAUGGAUAAUUUUCAUUCAAAAUGAAUGUUGAGCAUGUAAUUGCUGUUUGUGAGGAUGAUUGCAGGAAGUAACCUGUGUGCGUGCUGAAGGAGUGUAAUCAGUGCAGGUUGAGGACGUGUUCAACUGACGCCCAGCUUAAUGCCACAUUUGUGCUUGUCUGUAAAUUUACAGCUGACAAUGCAAAUUCAUUACAAGUGGUUCAUGGGUAAAUGACUCAUCAGGAGCAGAAACUCCUUGUGAGCUUGGAGGUUGUCUUGAGCAGUGAAGCAGAUUCUCAGCAAGGUCCUGACACUAUUCAUAUUAAAACUGCCAUUGUUUUACAGUGGAGGUAACAACAAAUCAUCAGCUUGACGCUGCUUAACUCUGAGCUAUUCAUACAGGCCAACAUGAGUUGAACCAGCACAUUGGUGAAUUUAGGAUACUGAUCAGAUGCCCUAAUCUGGAAGCACAGCAGAUUUCUGCUUCGUCAUUGUAUCUUUUGAAAGAACAGAUUAAAAACAAAUUUCAUGCUCCAACAAAAUGUAUACUUCAGUGGGAUAGACUGUGGAAUCACAUUUGUUAACUGUAGGUUUUAAUUUUGUGCCUUUAAUAUUUCUUUAAAAUAACAUAGAUACUACAUGGAUGCUCCAACUCGCAAAUACCUUCUGUUUUGCCAAAGUAGUUGUGAAGUAUUAACUGAAGAGUGGCUACUGAUUAAAGUACAAUGUAACCCAUACAGCUGGUAGGCAUCUAAUGUGUGUUUAUCUAUAAUAAAAGUAUUGCAUCUA
Carcharodon carcharias (great white shark) is the source of this 3021-nucleotide messenger RNA. It is a transcript of the gene rilpl1, whose product is annotated as Rab interacting lysosomal protein-like 1. The record is from RefSeq and is a predicted model, not a curated record. The coding region runs from base 1 to 1185 and encodes 394 amino acids. Gene Ontology annotation, cellular component: ciliary basal body; cytoplasm. Gene Ontology annotation, molecular function: protein dimerization activity. Gene Ontology annotation, biological process: cilium assembly. NCBI's taxonomy places the organism in Eukaryota, Metazoa, Chordata, Chondrichthyes, Lamniformes, Lamnidae. The transcript has 7 exons.